AUGGAUAAUGGGAGAUCCUGGACCGGGACGAUGGAAGUUCAUCCAUCUAUUCAGUCAAGUUCCAGUGGUUUGGACAUCCAUCAGCCGCUACUGUUGCGAGCGUUGAACACACCAGAUGCGUCUAUUAGCUCACAUGGUUCCGAAAUCUACAGCGGAUCAGCACGUCGCUCCAGAAUCGUGUGGUCAGCGGGGACUGUCAUUAACUCGGCAAUGGGUCGGCGGAAAGUGAAUUGCUGUGGAGUGUAUCCCGAUAUUGCCCUAGAGAAUUACCUGGCAUCCGACCUCGAUUUUUCCUCUUCUUCGUCAUCAUCAUCUACCUCACGCACCUCAACACCCGUUGGUUAUGGUGAAAAUGAAGACGCUCCAAAAGUCCAUCUGUGUUCUGCUAAUUGCCCUGGACAUCCGCCAGUCGCACUUCAACAGUCGACUGGGGGCCAAACGUCAAUCCCUUACACAUCCGCAGUCCAUCCGACAAAUAUGCCUGAUAUGGAUAGCACAGAUGUUCGUUUUGUGGUGAAACCCUCGAAUCUAAUUUCAUCUGAACAAACCUCAGUAACGAAUCUGGAAGCCCACAGCUAUCAAUAGGAAUUUAGUGAGAGCAAAAACAAACCCAAGGAGAGCGGAGAGGGUUUUGUUUCCGAUUUAUAAGCUACGCCCAUGCAUAUUAUUUUCCCUGGUACAACAUGACGCGAAAUAUGCCGGUAUAUUUCGGUCCUCGUUUCCAAACUCUUCAAAUGUUAUAAUUUCUCAAGGUUAGGAUAUCAUACAAAUGGUAAAAUUUGCGCAACGAUUCCUCCGACCAUUCGGUUGCAUCUUAUUUGGAGUAAAGUCAGAUGUUCCCGAAGCGAUGUUGGAAACGCGCAUAUGAAGUAAAAAUCUGGCUUUGUUUAUAUUAUCGCUGCCUGCUUUCGCGUAUUACAUUGCAAUAGGGUCGGACUUUCCGAUUAGAUGAGUUAUGCUUGACAUCACUGCUGUGGAGAACAAGAAUUACCUACUUCAUUACUGUUCAUAAACCCAAUUGGUAAAUGCUAAAGUUCUGAUUGAUCAGACCAGACGGCGUCAAGUAACAAAUCUCUCAUAUUGAUUUCAUGUGGGCGGGUAAAUUGAAGUUAAGAAUAGAUCACCUGUUAAGAUUAUCCACUCUCCCCCCAACAUUCGAAACAAUUUUUACAAGAGUGGUGCUAACGUCAACUCAUUCGACAAACAGGCCGGAGUCUACGUGGAUGUCACUGGGUAUAAAUCUCAACACGAUGUAACUAACGCCCGUGCUCCCUUCGCCGCAACAUAGGACAGAAUGCUGUUGCAAGUUCGUCGCAACAACACAGGUGCCGCCUCAACUGUCGCCAACAAUGUUAUUUUGUUAAUAGUAUCCCAUAACUGCUAACAUAUUACACAGGAGGUCGCGGUCACUGCACAUCUGUUCCGUAGCAGGAUCACACCACUUGUCUAUGUGUAUCCAAAGCGCCAAAAUGUAGACUGGGUAGCCAUCAAAUAUGUUUUGGUUAACAGGA
Molecule: messenger RNA, 1511 nt
Organism: Dicrocoelium dendriticum
Lineage: Eukaryota; Metazoa; Platyhelminthes; Trematoda; Plagiorchiida; Dicrocoeliidae
Source: the annotation of a GenBank genome assembly